CUCUUUCAUCGAAUAUAAAUAUAUAAAUAAACAAAAAUUGUAAAAAAGAGAAAAAAAAAAAAAGAAGGGGAAAAAAACCUCCAUUAUUUUCCGAUUGGAAGGCUCAGAUCGAACCUAGAAACCGACAGUAUCUUCUCCGUCUUCAGCAGCAACUUCCUGUCAAUAGCGUUUUUAAGUGUUGUUGGCCCUUUUUGCCAAUGGAGAAAGGAGUGCCAUCUAGCCUUUUUGUUAAUGAUGGUUCCUUCAUGGAGAGGUUUAAACAGCUUCAACAACAGAAGGAUGACAAGGACAAGGCUGCGGCUUUGGAGGAAUCUAAACCCCCCAAAGUUGUAAAAGGGUCGUCAGCUCCCAAGCCUUCCAUUGCUUUUAAGCCCAAUGAUGUACGCAAGACCACCCAACUUCCUUCAGGGGGCAAACUUGCUUUCAGCUUGAAACAGAAAUCAAAGCUUGUGGCACCUCCUGUUAAGUUGGAUGCAGAUGAGGAUGAAGAGGACCAAGAUGCAGGGAGGCUAGAUGACAAACCAGUUAAAAAGCAAAAAUUGGGUCGAUCAGAUUCCUCUGAACAAGCUUUGAAACAAGUGGAUGUUGCACCAACUUCCCCAAGCGAUCUCACUGUGAAGAAAGUUGCCGACAAACUUGCUAGUUUUGUUGCCAAAAAUGGAAGGCAGUUUGAACAUAUUACUCGUCAAAAAAACCCUGGCGACACACCUUUCAAAUUCCUUUUCGAUGAGAGUUGUUCUGAUUACAAAUACUAUGCAUACCGCCUUGCCGAAGAGGAAAAAGCUCUUUUAGAGAAUAAGGAAGAACAAACUCCUCAAAGCGGCAUUUCAGCUUCUAAGUCCCCAAGCAGCUCUAGUAGGGCAGCUCCGCAGCAAUCAAGUUAUCAAAUUCCUGCCUCUGCUUUGUAUGAGAAUGAGGAGCCUAGAUCUUCAGGGACUUCAGCGGGAAGAGCAGGUUCAUCCAGUGCACCUUCAGGUGCAGAUCCUAUAGCAAUGAUGGAGUUUUACAUGAAGAAGGCUGCUCAGGAAGAAAAGAUGAGAACACCUAAGCAGUCCAAAGACGAGAUGCCACCACCUCCUUCCCUUCAAGGUGAAUGUUUGAAAUCUGGUCCAGUGAAGAAAGGUCAUCAUAUGGGCGAUUAUAUCCCACAGGAAGAGCUUGAAAAGUUUAUGGCUGCCUGCAAUGAUGCUGCUGCACAAAAAGCUGCAAAGGAGACUGCCCAGAAGGCAAAGAUUCAAUCUGAUAAUGUUGGGCAUAAACUCUUAUCGAAAAUGGGUUGGAAAGAAGGUGAUGGUUUAGGGAGUUCCAGAAAAGGCAUUGCAGAUCCAAUCAUGGCUGGUGAUGUAAAGAUGAACAAUUUGGGGGUCGGUGCUCAUAAUCCUGGAGAAGUGACGCCAGAUGAUGAUAUAUACGAGCAAUACAAGAAGCGAAUGAUGCUUGGCUAUCGAUACAGACCCAAUCCCCUGAACAAUCCUCGAAAAGCAUACUAUUGAGAACACAGUUGUGGAAGAAAUCUACUAUGUGUGGGGUGGGUGGCUGGUUGGAAGAAUAACUCUAAAGAGUUGAAGGAUGCUUAUUGCAUAUCAUCAUAUACAUACUAUAUAUUUAUGUAUAUAUUUGUGUUUAUGACUGAGGUUUCUUUCUUUUCUAUGGGAUUCAUUUCGUUUCGUUUAUUCAGGUGUCUAAAGACAGCUUUUUUCCCUUCUUAAAAAACCCAAGACUGUUAAGUGUUAACUGACUAUUUUGAAUCAACUGGAGGGAAGGUAGUUUUGUAUCAA
Messenger RNA from Gossypium raimondii (Peruvian cotton), 1778 nucleotides. RefSeq names its product SURP and G-patch domain-containing protein 1-like protein. NCBI's taxonomy places the organism in Eukaryota, Viridiplantae, Streptophyta, Magnoliopsida, Malvales, Malvaceae. Bases 198 to 1493 code for a protein of 431 amino acids. The record is from RefSeq and is a predicted model, not a curated record. Gene Ontology annotation, cellular component: nucleoplasm. Gene Ontology annotation, molecular function: RNA binding. The transcript has 9 exons. Gene Ontology annotation, biological process: RNA processing.